AUGAGUAUUUGGCUCUUUAUAAUCAUCAUUGGACAAGUGUCGGCUCUUUCUUAUAAUCUGCCGAAAUUUUGUUCAAACGCAUCAUGGGAUUUAAAUGCAAUUACUUUUACAAAUAUCAGUACAGUUACCGGAGCUCCUUUGGCUAUUUUUAUCAAUACUAAUGACACAAUCUAUGUUGUUGAUCGAGCAAAUAAUAAAAUUCAGAUAUGGUUCAACAAUAGUAUCGGUCGGACACAAACAAUUCACGGUAAUUUUUCAGCAUCUUUUUCUAUUUUUGUUACAACUAAUGGUGAUAUAUAUGUUGACAAUGGAGCAUUCAACCAUCGAGUAGAUAAAUGGACAUUAAAUGGAAACAUUAGUGUUUCUGUCAUGUAUGCUAGUACACCGUGCUUUGGUCUCUUUGUUGAUACCAAUGAUACUCUUUAUUGUUCAAUGUAUUUGCUUAAUCAGGUUGUCAAAAGAUGGUUGAAUGAUAAUUCUAGCACAUUAACAACUAUUGCUGGUACAGGAACUGCUGGAAAUACCUCGUCUAUGCUUCAUAAUCCUUGUGGUAUCUAUGUUAAUACCAAUUUUGAUUUAUAUGUAGCAGAUUAUUUCAAUAAUAGAAUACAAUUAUUUCAGUCUGGACAAUUAAAUGGAACCACAGUAGCCGGAGCAGGAUCAUUAAAUACUACAAUUACACUCAAUGGACCAGGUGCAAUUAUUCUCGAUGCUGAUAAUUAUCUUUUUAUUGUGGAUUAUCUCAAUAGUCGUAUUGUUGGAUCAGGACCAAAUGGUUUUCGUUGUUUAGCUGGAUGUUCUGGUUCAUCUGGUUCAGCGCCCAAUCAGUUAUCAAAUCCUGCUACUCUUAGCUUUGAUAGCUAUGGCAACAUGUUUGUUACAGAUUUAGGAAAUAGUAGAAUUCAAAAAUUUAUACUAUCAACAAAUCCCUGUGAUGAAAUAACAUCAACAGUUACAUCAACUACAACAGUUAAUCCAACUACAACAGUUACAUCAACUACAACAGAAAAUCCAAAAGAUAAAAAUCAAUAUAUCAUUAUGAUUUAUAAAACUCCAUAUCCAUCUCUUAUUUCAUUUCUUAUUCUAAUGAUUGGAUGUAUUCUUUUUACAAUGUCAACAAUAUAUACUUUAUAUAAAGUUCAAUAUAGUGACAAAUGGAAAUGUAGUCAAUGUUUACAAAUUAGUCGACUUAUUAUUGGUUGUGGUGUUACAAUAACAUUACUUUUUGGUUUAUGCUCAGUGUUCUUAGCAAGUAUAUUUAGUGGAAAAUCGACUAAAAAAAAUUUUUGGAGUUAUAGAAAAAAUAUUUGUGCUAGAAUUUUAAAUGGUUUUUUUUUAAUUAUUACAUUUCUAUUAACAAUUUCAUGGUUCGGAAUUGUUUGUCUUACAUUUAUUCCAUUCUAUGGACUUUUUUAUGUUUAUUUUCUCGUAUGUAAUAAUCGAUAUGGUACAGCGAGUGGUAGUUUUGUAAACAUUCUUAAUGAAAUGAAUCAAUAUGCACAUCGAUUCGAUGAAAAACCACAGAAUUUUAAACUUGCUGAUGUUUGUCAACCAUCAUAUCACGAUUACUUCAGUUUAAGUAUUGUCACAACAGCUUCCUCAAUCUUGGUUAUCAUUAGUUUGAUAUUUUUGAUGAUUGCUCAAGGUGCUAAUCAUGCACAUAUUCAUAAUGAGAGAAGCCAUUAUGAAUUGACACACCAGAGUGAUCAAGAUAUUGAAGAUACAAAAAUGUAA
Adineta steineri is the source of this 1734-nucleotide messenger RNA. NCBI's taxonomy places the organism in Eukaryota, Metazoa, Rotifera, Eurotatoria, Adinetida, Adinetidae. The record is from the annotation of a GenBank genome assembly.